AUGGAUCACGAGGAAACGUUGAUGAUUAUCAGCGCCAUGAGGCGUCAAGAAGAAACAGAAUACUUCUGCCGAGAUUAUCUCAACAUGGUGGAAGAUCCUGCAGAUGACGAUACCGACGAAAUUCGUAGUGAUGCCAACGGUAACUCUUCAGCUCCCUGUGACGCCACAUGCCGCCAGAUUAUGUUCUACUGGAUGGUCCGAGUGGUGGAUUUCUUCCCCUCCAUGACACGGGAAACUGUGGCCUAUGCCAUGUCCUACCUGGAUCGUUUCUUGCAGAGCAAAGCAGGAGCCGAUGCACGAAGGAAACGCAGUGUCUUUCAGUUGGCUGCCAUUUCUUGUCUCUACAUGGCAGUCAAGAUCCACGAAUCGUCGGCGGUGUCACCCCAGUUUCUGGAAAAGCUUAGUCAAGCCGAAUACACCGUCAAGGAUGUGGAAGGCAUGGAAUUGACCAUUCUGGCUGCACUUGGCUGGCGUAUGAGCACUCCCACAGCGUUGGCGUUUUUGCGACAAUUCAUGGCCAUCAUCCCCAAGGUCUUCCUGAAUGGGGAUUUGAGGGAAGAAGUCUUCCAGAUUGCCAAAUACCAGACAGAAGUGGCCCUUAGUGACUACAAAUAUGUGACAGUCAAUGGUUCUACUGUGGCCUACUGCGCCUUGUUGAAUGCUCUGGAUAUGUUCCAAAUUGACAGCAUUCAAAUUGGAUGGUUUGUAUCUGAGGCUGCUCAGAUUGUACGAGACUCCAUCUACACUAUUCACAUCCAGCAAAGCUUGGCUAGGGAUCACGUUAAUCACGCCACUCUCAAAGGAUCUCCUGUCUCGGCUGGCUAUGAACAUGCUAUUCGUUCCAGCAUGAAAGUUAGGGCGCCUUCGGGGCACAACUCAUCGCCCCGCACUGUCUGCAACACUGCGUAA
This is a messenger RNA of Seminavis robusta, 909 nucleotides long. The record is from the annotation of a GenBank genome assembly. Lineage: Eukaryota; Bacillariophyta; Bacillariophyceae; Naviculales; Naviculaceae.